AUGCCGACAACCUCAACUCUCCCGACGCCAACGACAAGCAGCACCCUCCUCUUCCUCCUCCUCUUCAUCCCAGCGUUUUUCCCCGGCGCCUUCAUCGGCCUCCUCAAACUCCCUUUCCGGGCCCUCACCUCAUCGCCUUCCUCCCUCCAACCGCUCCCCGCCUGCUGCCCCCCACCACCACCCCCCGCAACGAUGUCCUGGUUCCAAAAGACGCUCUCCCUGCCGCCCAAGAGCCGGGGCUCCUACCUCGUCACCGCGGACAUCGAGAAGCAGCUCCCGGAGCUCAAGAACUACAAAACGGGCCUCCUGAAUCUGUUCCUGCAGCACACGAGCGCGGCGCUGAGCCUGAACGAGAACUGGGACUCUGAGGUUAGGGAGGACAUGACGGAUGCGCUGGAGCGGAUCGUGCCGUACGACAAGGCGGGGAAGCUUUAUCGGCAUGCCGCGGAGGGGGAGGAUGAUAUGCCUGCACAUAUCAAGUCCGCCCUCAUAGGCGCAAGCGUCACGAUACCUAUCACGAAUGGAAGGUUGGCGACGGGCACGUGGCAGGGGAUAUGGUACUUGGAGUUCAGGACGGCGAGGCACUCGAGGAAGGUGGUUGCGACUAUACAAGGGGAAAAGAUGUGA
Coniosporium apollinis CBS 100218 is the source of this 627-nucleotide messenger RNA. RefSeq lists its product as uncharacterized. The transcript has 2 exons. Lineage: Eukaryota; Fungi; Ascomycota; Dothideomycetes. The coding region runs from base 1 to 627 and encodes 208 amino acids. The record is from RefSeq and is a predicted model, not a curated record.